AUGGCAGAGGAGAAAGUAAUUCGGUUUGGAAUUCUGGGUUAUGCAAGCAUAGCCAGAAGGCUUGCCAGAGCAAUCAUAAUGACACCCAGUUGCUCAGUGUAUGCUGUUGCCAGCAGAUCCGUUGAGAAGGCCAAGGCCUUUGCCUCUUCUAACAACUUACCUCCAGAAGCAAAAACGUAUGGAAGCUAUGAACAGCUUUUGGAUGAUCCCUGUGUGGAUGCAAUCUACAUUCCUCUUCCUACGUCGUUGCACCUCGAGUGGGCUCUAAAGGCUGCCCACAAGAAGAAACAUAUUCUUGUGGAGAAGCCCCCUGCACUUUGUGUUGAAGACCUUGACACCAUCAUAGAGGCCUGUAAUAACAAUGGAGUCCAGUUCAUGGAUGGAACCAUGUGGAUGCACCAUCCUAGAACUCCCAAAAUGAAGGCCUUUCUGCAAAAUCCAGACCUCUUUGGAGAUCUCAAGUUGAUGCACAGUACUUUCACGUAUGCCGGUUCAGGUAAGUUCUUUGAAGAGGACAUCCGGGUCAAGCCAGAUUUGGAUGCUCUUGGUGCAUUGGGUGAUAUUGGAUGGUAUUGUAUUAGAGCAAUACUAUGGGCUAAUGAUUACGAAAUGCCUCAGAUUGUGAUUGCACAUCCCAGGCCUGUUUUGAAUGAAGGUGGAGUGAUUACAUCUUGUGGGGCUACUUUGUCUUGGCAAGAUGGGAGGGUGGCAAAUUUUCAUUGUUCAUUUCACUCUCCUAUGACCAUGGAUUUAAGUUUCCUUGGAUCCAAGGGAACUCUGUGUCUUUACGAUUUUGUGAUUCCUUAUGAGGAGAACACUGCAUCAUUUUUAUCUUCUACAAAUACCAAGUACGAGGAAAUGAACAGUGCUUGGGGCCCGAAGUCCAGUGAGCACAUAGUUACAACAGAGUUUCCACAGGAAACUUUAAUGGUUGAAGAAUUUGCGAGACUGGUUAAGAGAAUCCAAGAUGCUGAAGGAAAGCCUGAUUCUCUAUGGCCCUCCAUCUCAAGGAAAACACAGAUAGUGCUGAAUGCUGUAAAAGCAUCUAUUCAGGAAGGCUUGGUUUCGGUUGCGCUGUGA
Messenger RNA from Cryptomeria japonica (Japanese cedar), 1080 nucleotides. RefSeq lists its product as uncharacterized. The coding region runs from base 1 to 1080 and encodes 359 amino acids. The transcript has 2 exons. Gene Ontology annotation, molecular function: nucleotide binding. Lineage: Eukaryota; Viridiplantae; Streptophyta; Pinopsida; Cupressales; Cupressaceae. The record is from RefSeq and is a predicted model, not a curated record.